Psammomys obesus (fat sand rat) is the source of this 3305-nucleotide messenger RNA. RefSeq names its product polypeptide N-acetylgalactosaminyltransferase 1 (gene Galnt1). The transcript is spliced from 13 exons. Bases 249 to 1928 code for a protein of 559 amino acids. Gene Ontology annotation, cellular component: Golgi apparatus. Lineage: Eukaryota; Metazoa; Chordata; Mammalia; Rodentia; Muridae. The record is from RefSeq and is a predicted model, not a curated record.
GAUGUAGAUACAGCUACUAUACCAGCACUAUGCCUGGCUGACUGGUGAUACUUUUCUACCAUGAUGAUGAUAGACUAACCUUCUAAAACUAUGAUGUGAGACAUGUGGAUUUGUGAUAUGAAUUCAUUUGAAAAGCUACUUUGGGGGUAUGACUGUGAUUUCUGAUGAAACCAGAUUGGAAUAAUUUUCAUGAUAUUUGUAUAUUUAUAUAUAUAUAUUUUAAAAUUUUACAUUUGACUUAAAGUGCCAUGAGAAAAUUUGCAUAUUGCAAGGUGGUUCUGGCCACCUCCUUGGUUUGGGUACUCUUGGAUAUGUUCCUGCUGCUUUACUUCAGUGAAUGCAACAAAUGUGAUGAGAAAAAGGAGAGAGGACUUCCUGCUGGAGAUGUUCUAGAGCCAGUACAGAAGCCUCAUGAAGGUCCUGGAGAAAUGGGGAAGCCAGUCGUCAUUCCUAAAGAGGAUCAAGAAAAGAUGAAAGAGAUGUUUAAAAUCAAUCAGUUCAAUUUAAUGGCAAGUGAGAUGAUUGCACUCAACAGAUCUUUACCAGAUGUGAGGUUAGAGGGGUGUAAAACAAAGGUGUAUCCAGAUAACCUUCCUACAACAAGCGUGGUGAUUGUUUUUCACAAUGAGGCGUGGAGCACACUUCUGCGAACAGUCCAUAGUGUCAUUAAUCGCUCACCAAGACACAUGAUAGAAGAGAUUGUUCUUGUAGAUGAUGCAAGUGAAAGAGACUUUUUGAAAAGACCUCUAGAGAGUUAUGUGAAAAAACUCAAAGUGCCAGUUCAUGUAAUUCGAAUGGAACAACGUUCUGGGUUGAUCAGAGCUAGAUUAAAAGGAGCUGCUGUGUCCAAAGGCCAAGUGAUCACCUUCUUAGAUGCUCACUGUGAGUGUACAACAGGGUGGCUGGAACCUCUCUUAGCCCGGAUUAAACAUGACAGGAGAACAGUUGUAUGUCCUAUCAUUGAUGUGAUCAGCGAUGAUACUUUCGAGUACAUGGCAGGCUCUGACAUGACCUAUGGUGGAUUCAACUGGAAGCUCAAUUUCCGUUGGUAUCCUGUUCCCCAAAGAGAAAUGGACAGGAGGAAAGGUGACCGGACUCUUCCUGUCAGAACACCUACAAUGGCCGGAGGCCUUUUUUCAAUAGACAGAGAUUACUUUCAGGAAAUUGGAACAUAUGAUGCUGGAAUGGAUAUUUGGGGAGGAGAAAACCUAGAAAUUUCCUUUAGGAUUUGGCAGUGUGGAGGAACUUUGGAAAUUGUGACUUGCUCCCACGUUGGUCAUGUGUUUCGGAAAGCUACACCUUACACAUUUCCAGGAGGGACAGGGCAGAUUAUCAAUAAGAAUAACAGACGGCUUGCAGAAGUAUGGAUGGAUGAAUUCAAGAAUUUCUUCUAUAUAAUUUCUCCAGGUGUUACAAAGGUAGAUUAUGGAGAUAUAUCAUCAAGACUUGGUCUGAGACAUAAACUACAAUGCAAACCUUUCUCUUGGUACCUAGAAAAUAUUUACCCUGAUUCUCAAAUUCCACGUCACUAUUUCUCAUUGGGAGAGAUACGAAAUGUGGAAACAAAUCAAUGUCUAGAUAACAUGGCUAGAAAAGAGAACGAAAAGGUUGGAAUUUUCAAUUGUCAUGGUAUGGGAGGUAAUCAGGUUUUCUCUUACACUGCCAACAAAGAAAUUAGAACAGAUGACCUUUGUUUGGAUGUCUCCAAACUUAAUGGCCCGGUUACCAUGCUCAAAUGCCACCACCUAAAAGGCAACCAGCUCUGGGAGUAUGACCCAGUGAAAUUAACCCUGCAGCAUGUGAAUAGUAAUCAGUGCCUGGAUAAAGCCACGGAAGAGGACAGCCAGGUGCCCAGCAUUAGAGACUGCACUGGAAGCCGGUCCCAGCAGUGGCUCCUUCGAAAUGUCACCCUUCCAGAAAUAUUCUGAGACCAAAUUACAACAACAAAAAAGAAAGAAGGUUUGACUGGGCUACCUCAGCAUACAUUUCUGCCACAUUCUUAACUAGCAAAAAAGGAAAAGUGUUUCUCUCUUCUGUGGGAUAUAAGGUUUAUCAGCCAUUAAAACUCAGACUCCUCUAGCUUUUUACUUGCUGUGAGCCAGCCUUCCUGUCCCAGGACAUGAGACUGCAAAGUAGUGAGACUGUGCACACUGAUGUUUACAAGACUGGAAGUCUUCAUCAAGAACAGUGGCGAAUAGCCUUCAGAUCCCAAAACAGGCACAGGAGUGCUCUCUGGAUAGAUGUACCUUCCACAGCUUGUGUGCACAUCAGCCAUUUCUGCUGAAUGUGUUCAUGAAGAAGAGAUCUCCUGAUUAAAAUCAGUAUCCGGAAUAUUAAAUACUGAUAGAAAAUUAAGUGGAAAAGAACUGAAACCAGGUUCAGAAUCAUGAAAACAUUUUUACAACAAUAAAAAUUAUGUCAAACAGGGUUUAAAGGAAAUUAAAACAGAAUUAUGAGAAGUACAAUUUGUUAUAGUAUAGUAUCAGAUUUCUAUAUAGAUUUUAUACCUCAGUGGGGAAAAACUGUUUCCAGUGACAUUCGUUUUAUUUUCACCUGUGAUAGUCAAAUGCUUCUAUUUUCCAUGGGGUGCUGAAAAUGAGAUGGCAGGUGGGGUGGAGCUCUCUGGACAUAGUUUGAAUUUCUUUUUACAAUAUUUUUUAUUUGUUUUGUGGUCUGUUGGAAUUGUAAGUUUUAAUUGCCUUCUUUUAAAAAAAAAAGUGAAGAUUUAAUAUGCCUGGUCUCAGUUGGAAAGUUAGAGGUAUCUCAGUUGUCCUUGGGCCAUCUGGCUUAAAGACUCUGUCUCACCCCGCCCUCCCACCCCCACACAGUUUCUUACCAUGUUUUCAACUUAACUCAGUUGAUCUGAUUAUAUUUAAUACCCAGGACUCAUGCUACUGUAUUACAGAUUUGUUUUUACAGCAAUAACUUCUCAGAUCCCUGUGAGUCACUUAACAAAAGACUUACAAAGAGUGGUUGUUUAUUUGGAUAUUUGGAGGUCAUAUAUUUGUGGGUUAUUUUGAAAAUCGUUUCCACUCUACACAUAGCUGUGCUUCACUGUCAGGUGCACAUUUAGGUUAGUCCUGAGUUGUGAUGUUGAUUUGCUGCUUUUUUUUUAAAAAAAAAAUAAAAAUGAGUGAAAAUGUUUAAUUGGCAUUUUUUUAAUGAAUUAGCCAAAGAAGUGCAGCUAUGAUUCCAUGUUCCAGUCCUACAUUUCCUCCCUAAAUUCGAUUAUGUUAAUUGAUUUUCUUUACUCUGGUUUUUAGUAACAGAAUCAUGUAUUAAAAGUUGCUGUUAAUUAACGUUUA